AUGGCCACCUCCGUCCUCCAGCCCGAAGAUUGCCGAAGGGACCGCGAGCACAAACCGGAGUUUGCCGAGUCGCCGCGUCUGACAGAGGAUGAAAGGCUUCAGAUACUGGAGGCUAAAGAGCGGGAAACCGGUGAACUGCCGCCGGAGUUGAGGGAGAGGGCUCGAUUGGAACUUCGCGAGGAGCCAGCGCUUCGUGAGCAGGCCUUGAUGCAAAUGCGCCAUUUUAUAGAGAAACACCCGGCUAUUAGGAAAUGUCGCACCGAUGCACCAUUCCUCCUACGUUUCCUCCGGACGAAGAAGUACUCGAUACCCCAGGCGUGCUCUAUGCUCGAGCGGUAUCUGACCAUACGGCAAAUGUAUCCGAACUGGUUCCAAAAGUUGGACCCGUUGGAUCCAAAGGUGGCUGCCGUCAUAGACGCCGGAUACUUGGUCCCGCUGCCGAAGAGAGACGCGGAGGGCAGAAGGGUAGUGUUGUCCUGUAUGGGACGCUUCGACCCGCACCUUUACGACAACUGCGUGAUGGCGCGCGUCCACUCGAUGAUAGUGGAACUCCUACUGGACGAGCCACGGUCACAACUCCUCGGCUACACGCACGUGAAUGACGAAGCCGGCAUGCAGAUGCCCCACGUCAGUCUUUGGUCGCUAAGCGACGUCAGGAUAAUGCUCAAUUGUAUCCAAAAUUCCACUCCUAUGCGACACAAAUGCACACAUUUUGUGAACAUUCCACACUACGGAGUGAGAUUUUUUGAAUUCGCCGUGUCCCUACUCAGCGACAAGUUGAAGGACCGGGUUAUGUUCCAUCGUUCCUCAGAUGAUUUGACAAAGCACGUGGAUCCCGCCAUUUUGCCUAAAGAAUAUGGCGGCACCGUACCCUUAAAAGACAUGAUUGAAGAGCUAAAGAAAAAUCUUCUUAAGCGAAGAGAAGAAUUGUUGGCAUUAGACGAAAUGUGCGUCGACUUGUACGCUUUGGAGAAGAACGAUUUGACCCAAGACAUUCAUUCAACGGCCGGUUCUUUCAGAAAACUUGAGCUAGAU
Messenger RNA from Iphiclides podalirius (scarce swallowtail), 1035 nucleotides. NCBI's taxonomy places the organism in Eukaryota, Metazoa, Arthropoda, Insecta, Lepidoptera, Papilionidae. The record is from the annotation of a GenBank genome assembly.